This is a messenger RNA of Akanthomyces muscarius, 237 nucleotides long. RefSeq lists its product as uncharacterized. Lineage: Eukaryota; Fungi; Ascomycota; Sordariomycetes; Hypocreales; Cordycipitaceae. The coding region runs from base 1 to 237 and encodes 78 amino acids. The record is from RefSeq and is a predicted model, not a curated record. The transcript has 4 exons.
AUGGAGCGAUCGGCCAAAAAGGCAGAAACAUUUUCGUUACAAUUUUCUUUCUUCCUAUUUCGUUCAUGGCAGCCUUCUUCGCCAUCAACAUUGACGAACUGCAGGUUGCAGAGAAUGGCAAGCUGCCACUGGCAUACGUGGUCAAAUACAUGUGAAUGGGUCUUUCUAUUACAUUCACUGCCAUUGCAUUUAAUUUGGAUCUCGUCGCAAAAGGGCUGCGUGCGAUCAGGUCCCUAG